AUGUCCGACGAAUACGUGGACUUGCCCGUCUCGGACGAGGAUGACGAGGAGUUCAUGGAUGAUAGUGAGGAGGAGGGUGGUGGUGGAAGCUCGAAGAAAAAGGCCAAGCAGCACGUGGAGCAGCUCAAGCGGCUGCAGCAAAAAGCUAGUAGGUAUUUCAGAGAUCCUGAGUUCUAUAAAUAUUUAGAACAGUUUGAUAAAGAUUUGUUGGGAUUUGAUGAUGAUGAUGAUGAAAUCGAGUUACUUGGUGCCCCAAGCUUUGGAGGGAAGAAAGAGGCAAUCAGUGAGCUGAUGCUGAGUAAGCCAUGGAAGAGACAUGGUAAUCUUAUGAGGAUCUAUCUUGCCAAUGCGCUUCAUAUGAUAACAGAGAUGACCGAUGAGCAAAUGAUAGCAUUUACUAUACACCGUGUCAGAGCAUCAGCUCCUAUGGAAGCAUGUUAA
This is a messenger RNA of Miscanthus lutarioriparius, 441 nucleotides long. The record is from the annotation of a GenBank genome assembly. NCBI's taxonomy places the organism in Eukaryota, Viridiplantae, Streptophyta, Magnoliopsida, Poales, Poaceae.